UUCUCCAUCAUGGCUAGACAGCAACAGCGCUACCGCGGUGUCCGUCAAAGGCAUUGGGGUUCUUGGGUGUCCGAAAUCCGCCAUCCUUUACUGAAGACAAGAAUAUGGCUAGGCACAUUCGAAACGGCUGAGGACGCGGCAAGAGCAUACGACGAGGCAGCAAGACUAAUGUGCGGGCCAAAGGCACGCACAAAUUUUCCAUGCAACCCAAAUGAGCCACAAUCAUCUUCUUCAAAGCUUCUCUCAACAACUCUUGCAGCUAAGCUACAUAAAUGUCAUGUGGCAUCUCUUCAAGCGACCAAGAAAAAUGCCACUAAACAAACACAUGAACCAGAAUAUACCCCAUUUGACUCUAGCAAUGGCAUUGCCGGAAAAAGUGUAGAAUCCUGCUCUAGUUGGCCGGAGGGGAAAUGGGUUGGUGAGGAAAAUGAAGUUGGGAAUAGCCAGCAGCAAGAUAAGGAACUUGAAGAUCAUCAUAUAGAGCAAAUGAUAGAAGAGUUGCUUGAUUAUGGGUCCAUGGAGUUCUGUUCUGUUGCUUCAACAUAGAUUAUUACUCUUAAUUAGAAAGACUAAAAAUGUAGCACUCUCCACCUUCUCUUCAAUUGCUAAUGCAACUUAAUUAUAUGCAAGAAUUUAUAACUACUUUGAAUUAUUACUUUCUGGGUAGAUAAAUCUAAAUUAUGCUAAAUGUGAAAUUGACAUUCUGGAUUCAAAAUAGAGUGAUGUGAAAGGAAGUGAAUGAAAAAAGAAAAUGCAACAAUCCAAAUUGCCUGAUAAUGAUAUACUUCCAUUGUGGCACAGGAAAAGGAGAGGGUUCAAAGAUGGAAAAAGAAGAUGAUGAGAAAGCCAUAUAGAUUCCUUCUCUCUUUAUUUUUAAACCUUUCAUGAGUUUCAUCUAGCUACGAAAAGAACCCAAAUCCCAAAGUUGCAGAAGUGAGAGAGAUUAGAAGUUUCAAUUAUA
This is a messenger RNA of Manihot esculenta (cassava), 961 nucleotides long. RefSeq names its product ethylene-responsive transcription factor ERF003. Bases 10 to 546 code for a protein of 178 amino acids. The record is from RefSeq and is a predicted model, not a curated record. Gene Ontology annotation, biological process: regulation of DNA-templated transcription. Gene Ontology annotation, molecular function: DNA-binding transcription factor activity; DNA binding. NCBI's taxonomy places the organism in Eukaryota, Viridiplantae, Streptophyta, Magnoliopsida, Malpighiales, Euphorbiaceae. The transcript is spliced from 2 exons.